Messenger RNA from Castor canadensis (American beaver), 1082 nucleotides. The record is from RefSeq and is a predicted model, not a curated record. NCBI's taxonomy places the organism in Eukaryota, Metazoa, Chordata, Mammalia, Rodentia, Castoridae.
UGAGUUCCGAGUGCCUGCUGACGUUGGAGCUUCCGGACCCUGGGAAGCGGUCCUGGCGUGUUCCGGGUUGGAGGCUGGAUUCCCGGAACUGCUCUGUCCAGACCAUGGACCCUGAAGUGUCCCUGAUGUUGCUGUGCCCUCCUGGGGGACUGCCCCAGGAACAAGUAGGGGUGGAUUUGAGCCCAGCCCACGACCGUCGCCCACUGCCAGGAGGGGACAAGACCAUCACCGCCAUCUGGGAGACUCGGCUACAGGCCCAACCCUGGCUCUUUGAUGCUCCCAAGUUCCGCCUGCACUCAGCUACGCUGGCACCCAUUGACUCGCCUAGGCCACAGCUGCUCCUGCACCUGGGUCUUACUUCCUACAGAGAAUUCCUGGGCACCAAUUGGGCCAACUCAGCCUCCUGGCUGCGAGAGCAGGGAGCCACGGACUGGGGUGACAAGCAAGCCUACCUGGCCGACCCAUUGGGGGUGGGCGCUGCUCUAGUCACAGCUGAUGACUUCCUGGUCCUUCUGCGCCGCUCUUGGCAGGUGGCUGAAGCCCCUGGGCUGGUGGAUGUGCCUGGUGGGCACCCUGAGCCUCAGGCCCUGUGCCCUGGCAACAGCCCCCAGCACAAGGACCUCCCCGGGGAACUAGUGGCGCGUGAGCUCUUCUCCAGCGUCUUGCAGGAGAUCUGUGAUGAGGUGAACCUGCCGCUGCCCACCCUGAGCCAGCCCCUGCUAUUGGGCAUCGCCCGCAAUGAGACCAGUGCUGGCAGGGCCAGUGCUGAGUUCUACAUCCGGUGCAGUCUGACUUCUGAAGAGGUAAGGAACUACUACCUGAGUGGGGGACCUGAGGCCCAUGAGUCUACAGGAAUCUUGUUUGUGGAGACACAGAAGGUACAGAGAUUGCAGGAGACCGAGAUGUGGACGGAGCUCUGCCCCUCGGCCAAAGGUGCCAUCCUGCUCUACAACCAUGUCCAGGGAAAUCCUAUCUGAGUCGCCCUAGGACCCCAGCUCUAUUACCACAACUCGGAAGACAAUAAAGGACUUCUUUCUUGGAUUCCAUUGUCAUCUGCUGUUUCCAUUAGAGGGGCCGCUGGG